Molecule: messenger RNA, 1708 nt
Organism: Durotheca rogersii
Lineage: Eukaryota; Fungi; Ascomycota; Sordariomycetes; Xylariales; Xylariaceae
Exons: 3
Coding region: 472-1557 (361 amino acids)
Cellular component (GO): Golgi apparatus
Source: RefSeq, a predicted model, not a curated record
AGUGACGGUCGGCCCACUCCUUCUCCUCUUGAUUCGCAUCUCAAUCCAUCGUCCUACCGGUCGCCCGUCUAGGUCUUGUAGCCACCCCCCGCGCCGGCAGCCGACCUACACUGCUCGAGGUCGUCGUGACAAUCCGCACUAGCUACCGGAUUCCAGAGGAAAGAAAAGGGGGAGAAGAGAAGAAAGUUAGAAAAGCCACGCCCGACCACGACAGCAAGAACCAUCCUGAGAUAGAGCCGUAGCCCGCCAGACAAUUGCCAUCGAUCCGGUCGUUUCUAUCCGCGUUGCCAUCUGUCCAGACUCCUCUUCAAGAGGAGUCCCGCACUAGCAAAUCUGGCGUUCAGUCGCAACUCUCCGUCUUUCCUUCCCGGGGACUCUGCGGGCUUCCGCCAGAUACCAUCGAAUCAAUCGUUCAACCACUUUCCCGCGCAACCUGAGUACGCCGAGUCGCAGCCGCACCGAGACUCCAUCAUGCCUACGACCAAGUCGAGCCGGCCUCGCAGUCUGGCGAAGUCCACGGGCGAGAUAUUUUCCCGGAAAUGGCCCCGUCUGUUCUUCAUCGUCGCUGCGCUGCAGUCCAUCAUCUGCAUCGCCUUCGAAUCAUACACCUUCUCCCAAUUUCAGAAUGGGCUCAAGAAUAUGGAGGACGCGCAGUGGAGGGACAACAACGAUGUGCAGUCUCAACUCAAGACCAUCCCGACCUUCCUCGGCCUGCUGAUGCUCGGUUUCAUCUAUGACUUGGUCCUGGUUUGGGAUGCUCUCCGCCUCAAGAACACGAUUCAGAUCAUCGGUCUCUGCAUCGCCAACCUGGCUUUCCUCGUCUACAGCGCCCUCCAGAUCGACCAGAUCCGUGAGGCCAUCGCCAUUCUCAAGGGUUUCAACGCCUUCGAGGACCUCGAGGUGUGGGCCGAAGUCCAAGGCGUCCUCAUCGCGAUCCCUUGCAUCAUCGCGCUGGUGACCGUGGUUAUGAGCUUCAUAUCAUGGAAGCUCUAUCAGGAAUUUGCUUGGGAUAUCCUGAAGCACAUAGGAGCUGACUACAGGAUGAAGAAGCGGUUUCUGCACUACCAGGUCUACAUCGCCCUGCUCAAAUUCGACUUCUUUUUCUUCAUCGGCUUCACGAUCCAGUUUCUCGUCGUAGUCGGAGGCAAAACCAACGUCGAGUUCGGGCUGACCACCGCCGCCGUCCCCGUCACCAUUGCUAUCCUCCUCUGUGCUGCAUGGUUCACCCGGCGCGAGUGGAAAAUCGGCAUGAUCAUCAUCAUGGUUCUCUACCUCGGUGGUCUUACCUACUUCAUCUACAAGCUAGCUCGAAUCUACGAUCCCUACGAGCAGCAGUUCUACAUGCCCGUCCGCAAAUCUCUGACCGCGUUCGCCGUCCUCACUAUCAUCCUCAUCAUCCUCACCAUCAUCAAUGCUAUGGUCUGCCUCUUCAACUUCGACGCCGGCCUAAAGCAGCAUCUCAAUGCCCCCCGGCAAGAGAUCGAUAAGGAUCAGGCCAGCUACUCGAUGCACGACGUCAAGCAGCCUCAACUGCCGAGCAGGAUGACGAUCGAUUAGAAUCAUGGGAGGAUGGUUGGUAUAGACGUACAAACGAUAUGAUUCAACGACUUUCCUUUCAAAUCAUUCCUGCCAGAUAUCCAGCUGCCAAAGGCGCCUCUCGGAGUGGAGAGGUCGAGAUUUCCCUCCCCUAACAAUUAUAUCCCCCCCC